GGGUUCGUCCUGAGUCUCUGCUCGCUUGUCGGAGCAGCAUCAGUGUGAGGACCGAGCCCGCAUGAAGCGUCCUCAUUUUCCUUUGAGAGGGGACCACAACCUGCUCACCCCGGAGCCCCACUCCUCGCUGGGGAUCAAUGUAAGAGAACAGGUGACGUUGGAAGGGGGUGCCUCAGUGUCACGACAUCUGAGUGACUUGUCCUCCAGGUGUCAGACAUCAGCUUCUCCAAAUCGUCGUCUACGGUUUGAGGAUGAGACAGAAAAGGAGGCGGAGUCUCGUUACCUGGAACGUCAGUUUCAAAGGGGAAGGGUCGGGCUGCAGGGGACCAGUGUCCUAGCAUCCAAGCUGGAUAUAAAUCAGUCCAUUAACAUCCGAUUAGGACACAGGGGAGCUGAACAUGAUGCUGAUCAGCAGCAGAGAGGAAGAACGUUGAUGAGUGUGGCACGUUCUAUUGAAUCAGGGGGGGUCAUGUUUGAAGGCAGAGCCCAGCAGGUACACCACCUUUCCCUACAUCCAACUUUAAAUGAGGUAGAGAGGAAAAGCCUGAAGAGGCCCCAUCUCCACGUGCGGACAGAGUUGCUCAAAGAAUCCUAUAUUGGCUGCAUCACACCUGCAGACUCAGGUGAUGGAGAGGGCGGGGCUGUCAACAAGCAUGUAACAUGGAGAGCCAGUACAACAGGAAUAAAUGGAAACCAGGGUACCACUUCACCGGGCUCCCCCACUGCAGAAAACCCAAUCAACCCGUAUGGCACUUACAAAGUGAGGACGCUUCCCCAGCCAUCUACGACCCAGCAUCAUGCCCAAAAAUGUAUCUACUCUUUAACCCCUCUAACUGUGACAUCACAGAUGAUGUCAGAGAAUGGAAGACUGAAUAACAUUAUGAAAGGAAAGGACCUAAACCAAAACCAGGAAGAGCAGAAGAAACUGUCAGCCACUGAGCGUCACAGAGAAUCUCAAAUUGGACUAGAAGUGAAUAGGAGACAGCCCUGCUCUACCUCAGCUGAGGACAAUGCCCCGCCCACCUCAGGAAGCGCUGAUAGAUCCCUCAGACACCCAAUCAGAGAGGAGCUUCAUAGUGCUGUUUCACUACCUGAACGAUUCAGCAGAGAUGGACCCUCUUGUCGAUCUCUGCGUCGUCUUUUCUCCUCCAUCAAACUGGGCACAACUCGGUCCAGCAGCCUCGACCGGCGAGCCACAAAGCCUCGUCUCCCUGUUGCUGACCAUGGUCCCAAAGAUGACAGGAAGUCCUGCAGUCUGUUAAAGAAAUCACCAUCUGCUCAGUCUGUGUGUGUGGGGGCGCAAGGGUUGCAGAUGAAGAAGUCCUCAUCGUUGCAGAGUUUUGGUUCAGAAAAGAGCAGGAACCGCUGUGCAGACUGCAGAGCUGCUGAUGAGCAGUCCUUGCCCCGAUGUCUGAGCACAGAGGACAUCAGCCAGCCCUGCUCACUGAGAUCUGUCGGUCGGGUUCUUCAGGUCUGUUCAGAUGGGACAGUUCUGUUGGAACUCAGCCGACCAUCAGAUUAGAGGUUCGGGUUCGUGAUCAGCCGAGGAAAAGGGCGAUCAGACUCUGGUAAUAUGCCACAGGGCACUGCAAACUUUGUCCCUUUUGUUCCACUUAAACUACCUUCAAAAGAUGUUAUUGAGAUUUUAAGAGACAGACCAAAAUAAAGUUGUGCCUCAUUAAGUGGAAGAAUGUUUUACGAGUACGAUUCUUUAACAAAACAUUCUAAACACUGAUUAAAGCAAUUAUGCUUCAUUUAUUAAUAUAAUAGUGAGGAAAACUCAGCACAGGAAAGGUUUUUAGUAAAAAAUAAUUUAUGAGAACAAAAAAACAUCAACAGAUAAUCAAUCCACGGGUACGAGGAAUCGUUGCCUUGACUAAGAUUUCUAAGCAGUAGGCAAUGGAGCGCGUGGGACAUGGAAAGGAUCCCUGGGAGCUGAUGGCAACCUGCAUCUCCUGCAGAGCUUUCAGCAUAAAACUAUGAAAAAUAGAAAAUAAUAGAGUUAACACUCUACCCGCUAUGUUUACACGAAGAGCCGGGCUCAGAGAAACGUGGUUAUCAGUGCUCUGAUGUUUCCACAGAACAGCUGAAAUGGUUUAUGAUUAAUUCCUAGAUUAAAUUAAAAUACCAAAAACGUCCUGCAAACAUAUUACAUUUUAAAUUCUGGUACUUGCAGUUAUUCACCACAAACCCACUAGACCAUGGGUCUUCAACGUUUUCCAGGCCAAGGACCCCCAAACUGAUGGCGAGAUGGAGCGGGGACCCCCUAAUUAUAUAUAUUGUAUAAAAUUGUGUUACAUCAAACUGGUCCUAUAGUGCCAUGUGUAAAUGUACCUUGUUAUUGUGCAUUCAAUACUAAGAUACUCAAAUAAUACACAGGUUCAUAUAUUCAUGUUUUUAUUUUAAACAUGUGCGAGGCACAGUGAGUAGGGUGGCCAUGCCACUGCCAAUUAUAAACAUAACAUAACACAAUAAACUGAUACCUGCCAAGAUCAACAAUGUCUGUCAAUUGCAUGCAAUCAUGCAUAAAAGCUAUUUAAAUGGACAUUUUUAAAACACAAAUGUGAAAAGGAAAAUAAGUGAUGCUUGUUAGUGCCACUGGCAUGCAUAAACAUACCUGUUAUAUUGCAUACAAUACUGAACUAUUAACAUAACUGACAGAUUCAUGUUUUAAUUUUAAUUAAUUAAUUUAUUUUUAAUUCAACCAAAACUUUCGCGACCCCCAUGCAGUACCUCCGCGGACCCCCUAGGGGUCACGGACCCCCUGUUGAAGACCCCUGCACUAGACGCUUUACAUCCGGUGUCGUAUUAUUAAAAAGAGUGCGGUGAGUCAAACUGUAUCAUUGUUCUUGGUUUAUUCAGGAUCACUAAACUUCCAGCAUGGCUUCAUCAUAACAAUCAGCUUCACCUGGACUACUUAAGCCGGACGCUCUUUUAUGAUGUCAUCACAGGUGGCCAUUUAUAGUUUCUAACCAUGUGUAACAUUAACACCACAUCUCCCCUCUCUAGAAUCAAUGGGUGGACUACCAUUGAUUCAACAGACCUUAGAGGAUUAUUCUGCCUCUACAGCUGGAAGGUCUGUGUCUCCCUAGAGCUAGGAAAACAAUAUAAACAGAAAUACAUAUUUAAUCAUUCUUGAGCUUUUAGCAUAAUAUUUACACCAAUUAUUUUAUUUCCUUUAGCUACAAAUUCAGUCUAUCUGGUUUCACAACCCGUCUCCCAAACCUGGUUCUAGUAGUAGGUGAAAGUUCAGGAAUGCUCUGCUGUAGAGGUUCUUGGUCUUUAAUCUACACACCUUGUCCUGGAGUAAGUUUGCUAAGAACUCUUGCUCUGUGGCGUGAAUCACAUCUCUCUGCAUCUUUUAUCCUUCUCUCCUUUUCUUUUUGAGCAACAAUCUUACUGUUUGGAAGAACUGGCCUCAACAAAGAUGGAAGUUUUAGCUGCUGGCUCAGUCCAGGCCACCACACUGACUGCCGCGCUCGUUCUCCACAUUUCUCCACUCCCUGAUGUCCUUCAUGUAAUCUCAUGAGCACAUUAUUUCUCAUAAUUGAAGGAAUAACAAGUUUUUCUCUUUUUUAACAAAAAAACAUCAUUCACUGUAAGAAAUGCCUUCCCAGCCCAAUACAGUGUGAGUGCUGGUUCACUGUUAAAGUGUGUCGGCCAUCCUUCCUCACACAGCUGCAUCACCCGGGCACAUAUGCUGUCCCUUUCAGCUCCUCUCUCAGCUCUUCAAGGUAACCAGUGCUUGUUUUAUAUCACACUAUCCACAUAUAUAUCUGAAUCUUCAACCAACUGCGUUUCAGUUUUUGUUAAGUUUUCUGUCAUGGGGGUACGCGACAGUGUGUCAGCUGUCCACAGAUGUUUUCCUGGCAUGUAUGCGAUGGAAUAGGAAUAUCAUGAGAUGCAUUGUAAAGCGCUGAAUACGUGGUGGAAGAGCAUCUAACAUCUGGGAACUCAACAGACUCAGAAGUGGUUUAUGAUCAGUCUCCAUUUGGAAAUGUUUGCCAAUGAGAUAAUUACUGAACCUUUCAUAAGCCCAGGUAAGACUCAAAGCUUCUUUUUCUGCUUGUGUGUAUCUCUGCUCAGUCUGUGUUAGAGAUCGUGACACAUAUGCAACAGGUCUCCAUUCCUGACCCCAUUUCUGAACGAGCACACUCCCCAGACCAAAAGCUGACGCAUCUGCUGAAACUUUACUGCUGAAACUUGACACCGCCGACGUGUGGAAGACUCUGAGGAGAGUCCGUCUGUCCGUCUUCUUCCGCUUAUCCGGGGUCGGGUUG
Messenger RNA from Fundulus heteroclitus (mummichog), 4280 nucleotides. RefSeq lists its product as uncharacterized. The record is from RefSeq and is a predicted model, not a curated record. The transcript has 6 exons. NCBI's taxonomy places the organism in Eukaryota, Metazoa, Chordata, Actinopteri, Cyprinodontiformes, Fundulidae. The coding region runs from base 62 to 1522 and encodes 486 amino acids.